This is a messenger RNA of Sclerotinia sclerotiorum 1980 UF-70, 570 nucleotides long. RefSeq lists its product with no specific name. The transcript has a single exon. Lineage: Eukaryota; Fungi; Ascomycota; Leotiomycetes; Helotiales; Sclerotiniaceae. The coding region runs from base 1 to 570 and encodes 189 amino acids. The record is from RefSeq and is a predicted model, not a curated record.
AUGUCAAACUUUCCACCUAUCACCGACCGCUCCUACGGCAUGAUUGCCAUGCGCUACUUACCCAGCCUUCCACUCUCCGCACCUCCACCUCCUCCAAACCUAGUCAAUACCGAACUUCUUCUCAUUCAGCAGAAGACUAUUUGGGAAAGUGUUCCACCAUUUUGGUGUUUUCCAAAAGGCCAUGCCGAACCUGGCGAUGCAUCUACCGUUCAUACCGCCAUCCGAGAGCUCGAGGAAGAAACGUCUCUGAAGGUUAAACUUGAGGAUAUCAUGAGAUUGAAUUUAGCUGGUGACACAGGGGAAAUCGAGGGACAAGAUGCAAAAGACUGGGAUGGGAGUUUUUUUGAGAUAUACAUAAACCCCGUUAGGAAGAAUGGGAAGGAGGUUAGGUACUGGCUUGCUUUGGUGGGGAAGGAAGAAGGAGAGAAGCAAAUUAAGGUACAGGAGAAAGAGGUUGCAGGGUACAAGUGGUGUUCAUGGGAGGAAACAGCGGAAUUAUUAACCUACGACGAGGCAAAAGAAAAGUUGAAGAGAGUCUUGGCCCGAUUUGAAGACUGCGGAAAGGUAUGA